UUAUUUUGAGCAUAAAAUUUAGAAGCCGUAGGGCAGUUUAGGGAGUUGGUUCAAUCCAUCGGCAGAAGUAAGAAAGAAAAAAGGGGGAGAAAAUUCAAUCGCCAACAAAUCCAAAGCCAGAACAAGAAAUCAGAAAACCAGACACCAAAUUCCGCUCUCUUUCUUCUCAACAUCUCCAUCUCUCUCUGUGAUUCGAUCGAUUCGGUCGUUGCAGUGUGGAGAUGCGCUUCUUCAGGAGGAUUGCAGGAAUUCUAGGGUUUGCCAAGGACGAUUCUCAUGACCUCAAGAACGAAGACGAAGAUGUUGAUUCUGAUAACCAGCCUUCCAAUCGGGUUCAUAUGCAGGAAACUGGUCUUCCUCGGAGGGGCUUCAGCGUUCCGGUCCAGGUCGCUGUUAAUCGGCCGCAGCCCGGCCCUAUUCUUGUUCCCUCUAGUUCCGGCGAUGGUGGAGUUCAGGGUUUGAAAUGGUAUGCUAAUCGUCUCCGGGUUGAUGAAGAUGGAGAUGUAGCUGAACAGUUCCUCGAUGAAGUCUUACCUGAGAUGCCAACCAGUACUACAGACCACCCCAAGUCAUUUCCAAGAUUUCAGGUGAAUAGUAGAAAUAGGCCAGCCAAAGUAGAGAACCAGGUUAUAUUGCAGGAGGGUAAACUUCAACAGUGUAUUAAACAUCAAGGUAGAUUGCAAUGGGUAUGAAAAAAAACCCAAAAAAACGAUCCCUUCAGGCGAUGGUGGGUCAAGGUUCAUUCUUUUAGUUUGUUACAUAUGGUGAAUUUAUGAGGACCAUCUGUCUCAUCUUGAUGACAAAAAAAGAACAUUGCUUAGAGUACAGAAGCUUGCAUCAACUAUAAUAAAAGGGGUCUAUAUAUUAGAGGCUUUGGUGGAUAACACGGCUCUUUCCCAAGUGUUAUAAUUGUACUGCUGAUCAUUGAAAACGCCCAGAUGGACACACAGGAAUUCAGAAAGGGCACUAACACAUUAACCAUUUGAAUGUUAAAACUUGAAGGUGUUGUUUAAUCUCUCUCUCCCCUUCUUCUUCUUCUUCACUUGUCAUUUUGGGGGGUUGCAUUUAUGGAGUCCCAGAUUGUGUAUUAGUUGUGAGUGAUUGGUAUUUUUUUAGUAUAGUCAGCUUUUGGUGAAGUGUGAAUCUAUGGAUAUGAAGAUGGAACUUUAAAGUGCACCAAAAUGUUUAUUAUGUGUGUUGAAACAAUUCAAAGUCAAUUAUUUGAUUCUGACUUUCAUUA
Messenger RNA from Momordica charantia (bitter melon), 1240 nucleotides. RefSeq names its product phospholipid hydroperoxide glutathione peroxidase. The record is from RefSeq and is a predicted model, not a curated record. Lineage: Eukaryota; Viridiplantae; Streptophyta; Magnoliopsida; Cucurbitales; Cucurbitaceae.